UCUUUCGAGGCACGAGUCGCUGAUGAGCUCUCAGCACAGGCCACUCAGAGGGCUCACAUUCCUGCAGUAAGCCUAUCUCAUUGACCCCCCCACCCGACACCCUAAAAAAAGACAGGACCAUCAGAGGCAUGGGGGCCCUCCCCUUUCUCCCUGUCAGGGUCCUCUAGCAGCUGGGACCAGCAGAUGAACAAACAGUCAGCAGUCAACCACAGCAUCCCUGAUCUGAAGAAAUCUGAAGGAGGACAAGUCAAUGAAUGAAAGCAAGAAAGAGAGAGCAAUCUAAAGAAGAUUUAAUCAAUAUAUGAAGAGGUAAAAGUACAAGAAGAAGAGUGAUAGUUAAAGAUUUGAAGAGUCCUAAAACCAGCAGUGAACCAUGAGUACCUUUGGGUACCGCAGGGAGCUGAAGAAGUACGAGGAGGUGGACGAAGAUGAGCUGUUGGCCAUGCUGUCCUCCGAGGAGCUCCAGGAGCUGGAGAGGGAACUGGCAGACCUCGACCCCGACGACAACGUCCCCAUUGGCCUGAGGCAGAAAGACCAGACCGCCAAAACCCCAACGGGGACCUUUGACAGGGACGCUCUGCUGAAAUACUGGGAGGAUGAGAACAAGAAGCUGCUGGAGGAGGGGAAGGUGGAGUCCAACAGCGUACAGGAGGGGCGGCCAGAUAAAAGCAGGGGGGAGCGAGUGUCAGCGACCAGCAGUAACAGCAGCAAAUCUCUGGACAAUGACAGGAAGAAGAUUUCAAAUAAAGACAAGAAAGUGCCAAAUGUUAUUGUCAAAAAUGACGCAAAGGUGGAUAAGACUGAAAAGAAAGAUGAGUGUAAAAAGGAGGCUCCAAUCAGGAGUAAAUGUCCUCAGAAGAAUGCUCCGUCAAAAGGUUCGCGGAGCGAAUCAAAGAGGACUGAAACCACAGAUCAAAACUUGAACUCAACCUCUGACAGACUGAGUGGGAACCCGAUCAUCAUCGACAAAGCUCUGGAGCAGAUUCUGGGAGACGAUCCCACAAUGAACGAGGUCAACCUCAACAACAUCGAAGACAUCUCCCAGGAGACCUUGCUUCGUUUUGCUGAGGCACUGUGCACAAACACCCAUGUACAUGUUUUCAGUCUCGCCAACACCCAUGCUGAUGACCGGGUCGCCUUUGCCAUCUCCAAGAUGCUCCGUGAGAACUGCUCCAUCAGAAACCUGAACAUCGAGUCCAACUUUGUGUCCGGCCAAGGCAUCCUGGCCUUGCUGACGGCGCUGCAGCACAACAGGACACUGGUGGAGCUUCGCUUUCACAACCAGAGGCACAUCUGUGGGGGUAAAGUAGAGAUGGAGAUGGUCCAGUUGCUGAGGGAGAACACCACUCUGCUCAAGCUCGGCUACCAGUUCGACCUCCCUGGACCCAGGAUGACGGCGACCAGCAUCCUGACACGCAACCAAGACCAACAGCGACAGAGGAGACUUCAACAGAAGAAGGAACAGAGUCCUCCAGAGGUGUCAGGACAAGUUUCACCAGCAGAAAACAGACCAUUAAAAAAGCCAUCACAAUCCUCUAAGACUGUUGAAAAUCAGAACAGAAAUCCUCCUCCGCCUCCAUCUCUUGACCCGCCAACAAGGAAGAUCGCCGAAAUGGUCAAACAGCAUGAAGGCUCAAACACCACAAAGGGUCAAUCAAACCAGAGGAAACCGAAGUCAAAGAAGCUCAAGAAUGGUGCCAAUGAAAAAGAGAGCGCAGAUAUCCUUAAAGACCUGAAGAAUGCUUUGAAACCAUCACUUCAGAAGAGACGAGACGAAUCGUCCCGCCUGCCGCCGCCACAGAGGUCGAGCCGCGAUGACCUAAUGGCAGCAAUUCGUGGAAGCAGCAUCAGGUCUUUAAAAAGGGUGGAUCUGUCGCAGACCUAAACUCACCGACUGAUCUCAGCUCAACUCUUCUCACUUUGUAUUGAAAUAUUUGAAUUUUUACUUCACACCAAAUGUCACUUUUUAACAGUACUUUAUUUAACUUGUCACACAGUGGAGCAGCAGACUGCACUUCUCUCUGUUUCAGUUGCUACUGUAAUAUUUUGUUACCGUGUGAAACCUACUGUGAAUAUACUGACGUGUAGAGAAAUAAAAGCUCAUGUCCUGA
This is a messenger RNA of Lates calcarifer (barramundi perch), 2111 nucleotides long. It is a transcript of the gene lmod2a, whose product is annotated as leiomodin 2 (cardiac) a. Gene Ontology annotation, biological process: pointed-end actin filament capping; myofibril assembly; muscle contraction. The record is from RefSeq and is a predicted model, not a curated record. The transcript has 3 exons. Gene Ontology annotation, cellular component: striated muscle thin filament; myofibril. Lineage: Eukaryota; Metazoa; Chordata; Actinopteri; Centropomidae. Gene Ontology annotation, molecular function: actin binding; tropomyosin binding. Bases 374 to 1885 code for a protein of 503 amino acids.